This is a messenger RNA of Cladocopium goreaui, 1611 nucleotides long. Lineage: Eukaryota; Dinophyceae; Suessiales; Symbiodiniaceae. The record is from the annotation of a GenBank genome assembly.
GACACCUGUGGCGCCACGUUGGAAGAGAAGGCUAAUGGAAGUGGAGACGUGCGGACAGAUCUGCAAGAGGCACUGGCCACCUCGGUGUCUGUGGCAUCAGAGCCCUACGAUCCCCCGCGUUUGAUCCGAGACGCCCCAAUCAACCAGGAUGUCAAGGGUGGAAAGGGUGAGAAGGGUGAACAGGAGAAAGGCGACAGAAAGGGAAAAGGCAGCAACGCCACUGGCAACGUUGACAAAGACGCAGUUGUGGCAGAAGCUCUGCUCAACCUAAAGGGUGGCAAGGGCGAAAAGGAGAAAGGCGGCGGAAAGGGAAAAGGCAGCAACGCCACUGGCAACGUUGCCAACGACACAGUUGUGGCAGAAGCUCCGCUCAACCUAGAUGUCAAGGGUGGCAAGGGCGAAAAGGAGAAAGGCGGCGGAAAGGGAAGGGCCAAAACCAGGGGCAAGAAGGGCGGUAAGGAUUCCGCUGGCAAAGGAAAGGCCAAAGGAAAAGGCAAGAAAGAUAGCAAUGGCCAUGGCAAAGGUGCCAACGGCCCAGAGCACCAGCAGGUGAUGCCAGAAACUCGGGCCAAGGGAAAGGGCAAGAAGGGCGGUAAGGAUUCCGCUGGCAAAGGCAACUGGGACCAGGGCCAUGGCAAAGGAAAGGCCAAAGGAAAAGGCAAGAAAGAUAGCAAUGGCCAUGGCAAAGGUGCCAACGGCCCAGAGCACCAGCAGGUGAUGCCAGAAACUCAGUUGGCCAAGGGAAAGGGCAAGAAGGGCAGCAAGAGCAAAGGAGCCAACGAUGCAGGUCACCAGAAUUUCAAGGGUGGCAAAGGCUAUCGAAACAAGGGCCAUGUCAAAGGAAAUGCCAAAGGAAAGGGCAAGAAAGGAGGCAAGAAUUUCCAAGCCAAGGGGGUUUGGGACAAGGGCUACGGCAAGGGCUGCCCCAAGGGUAACAAGGGGUAUGGAAAGGGCAAGGGCAAGAAGGGCCUCGAGCAGAACAUCUACAUGCACUGCACCAUCUUUGGAUCGGCCUCGGUCUUAAGCCCCGGCAGAGGAGGCCAGCAGCAAAGCGACCUCCUCCACAUGUGCAACGCCACCCCGCACGGUGCCACCCAUGUGGGGUGCUUCAUCAGUAUUGGAGAUGAUGAACACCUGACGCACCAGCACUCAAGUCGCGACAUUUCUUGGGUGGGCUGGAGGCCCAACGGACUUGGUCAUCAGGACAUCUCAGGGAAUUCCUCCACGGAUGUCUUUGCUGAGAAUGAGGAUAUGUCGGUGCAGAUUUCCGUCAGCCAUGAGCAUUGCACUGAAGAGAUCCAAGCAGUUCUGCUGGUUGAGUGCGCAGCCGCACCGAUUUCCACGGGACCUCACAAGAUCCUUCAGUUCGCCAUGGCCUCAAGUAGGUUUCGACUGCUCAACGAAGCAUUCUGCCAGCUGCUGGAGGACUAUUCCUUGGUCAGCUUUGUGAUGCUGAAUCGCGAAGAUGAGGAUUCCAUCGAGUUGUGCCUCGCCCAUGUGAACCAUUGCAUCCAAUACGGCGAGAACUUAGAGCCCGAAGGCAACUUUGACCUGCCAGAUGAGAUGGGCGAGGGAUUUGAGGGAUUCGAAGGAUUCGAAGGGUUUGGAUAG